Molecule: messenger RNA, 1513 nt
Organism: Carcharodon carcharias (great white shark)
Lineage: Eukaryota; Metazoa; Chordata; Chondrichthyes; Lamniformes; Lamnidae
Gene: tm2d2
Product: TM2 domain containing 2
Exons: 4
Coding region: 178-822 (214 amino acids)
Source: RefSeq, a predicted model, not a curated record
UCCUGAAUGGGGGAGAAAGCGGGCACGUGGUCCGGAAAGCGGGCCGCCUGAUUGGUCAGGCGCGCACGUUGGUCGGCAUCUGCCAGCAAUGGUGGCCGAGGUUGUUUUUUGUUGGAAGGCCGGGCGAAGCUGAGGUGGGAGGUGGGGGCGGUGAUACAGAAAUAGGUCGGAGGAGGAAUGUGGGCUGUCUCGCCGGGUCACCUGCUGUUAGGGGGGCAGUUGGUGCUGCUGGCAGCCGCUGUGUUGCUGCAGUGUCUGGCCGCCGGUUCGCUGUCCCAGAACCUGACGGCCAACGGCUCGCCGCAGUCACAGGCCCAGGUCGAGGAGCCGAGAGUCGAACUGGAGGAGACGAAGCUGCUCGAGUACCGAGACCCCCUUUCCCCAUUAGUGCUCUGUAGCUUCCUGCCAGAUGAAUUUGUUCAGUGCGAUGACCCAGUGGACCUCUUUGGAAAUGAUACUGCCUACCAAGAGCAAGGAUAUGGUUGUGUAAAAUUUGGUGGGCAAGCUUACAACGAAGUGAAGCACACACCAGUGCGUUGCUCUGCACUAAAGGAUAUAGAGUGUGCCGGGCCCCGCACCUUCCUCCGAGGAAAUGUACCAUGUAUCAAGUACACGGGACACUAUUUUGUUACAACUUUGCUAUAUUCCUUUUUCCUGGGGUGCUUCGGUGUCGAUAGAUUUUGCCUGGCGCACACUGGCACUGCAGUAGGAAAACUGCUAACACUUGGAGGUCUCGGGAUCUGGUGGUUUGUGGAUCUUAUACUGCUCAUCACAGGCGGCCUGAUGCCCAGUGAUGGCAGUAACUGGUGCACUUAUUACUGAAGAUGCAUUUCAGCUGAAUUCUGUGAAGUCUUUUUUGGCUUUGUUGAGGGGUGUGAGAAAGGACAAAGCACAUCUGGAUUCUGUUUAUGCCUUGCCCUGGACUUAGUUACAGUUUGUUCAGGCACAUUGAGUCCUAGGAUAUAGAGACUUGCUUGUUUUUUUUCAUCCCUCACAUGUUUGAUCUAUCCCUGUGGGUAUAUGUAAGAUAUAAUGUCUCAGGCUGAAAUAGCUUGUGUAUCAUUUUUAUUAAGUCUAUACAUAUAAAUUUUGCAAUCAUGUUAUUCUGAUUUUGUUUAAUUUGCCUUAUGAGAAAUUAAGUGCACGCACCAGCUAGAUGUACUUGAGCUUUGAAGUUAAAAAUUAUAUACUACAUUUUAAACCUGGUUGAAUUUUUGAGAGUUAUUGAUUGCCUGUUAUUUCAAGCACUUUGAAGAAACAAUGCAAAUGCAAUCUGAAAUUUGAAAGAUUGGAGUUGAAAUGGUAGUGGAAUUAAAUAUGCACACCAUAGAAAAUGUUUAGGCAAGUUAAAAUCCCAUUGGAGGGCAAACUAAGAACUUGUACAAAAUUGUUGUUUUCAAUCAAUUGUAAAGAAAUUUGAGUGUGCUAUUUAACAUAUAAAGCCACCAGAGGGCAUAAUAAUGUCUCCACAUUUAGCAGGUGAAAUAUGGCUAAUAAAAACAUUUUUAAAAUG